CAACGAGAGCCAAUGGACGCAUUUUAAGCUCUGCUGAUUUCGAUUUAUUUUGCAGUUGGAAAGUGAACAGUUCGGUUGAAAUAUCCAAUUAAAAAUAAAAGUUACUUGCGGAAAGUAUUUCUGCGAAGAAAUUCCAAAGUCAUUGGCUUUAAGUGCAUUUUUAUUUUAUUAAUAUCACCUCCUGGAGGAUUGUGUUACAAGUAAAAUGAAGUAUUUUUUGCUCUUGGGUUUGCUGCUUUUAGCAGGUGUAAGUGAAAUUUUCGCGGAGGAAGCUGCAGAAGAUGUUGAGACCAUCGAUCUUGAUUUGGGCUCUUUCAAGGAAGGUUCGAGAACAGAUGCCGAAGCACUCAAGCGGGAAGAAGAGGCAAUACAAUUGGAUGGCCUAAGUGUUGCACAAAUGAAAGAAGUGCGCGAGAAGGCCGAGAAAUUCACAUUCCAAACAGAGGUGAAUCGCAUGAUGAAGCUCAUCAUCAAUUCAUUAUAUCGCAAUAAGGAAAUCUUCUUGCGUGAAUUAAUAUCCAAUGCCUCCGAUGCCAUCGAUAAAAUUCGCUUGUUGGCACUUACGAAUAAGUCCGAAUUGGAUAGUAAUCCCGAAUUGAAUAUACGCAUUAAGGCAGAUAAGCAGAAUAAGGUGCUGCAUAUAAUGGAUACGGGUAUUGGUAUGACACAUCAGGAUCUUAUAAACAAUUUGGGUACAAUCGCAAAAUCGGGUACUGCCGAUUUCUUAGCUAAAAUGCAAGAUGCCUCCAAGGCGGAUUCUGGUCAAGAUCUUAACGAUAUGAUCGGUCAAUUCGGCGUUGGCUUCUACUCAGCUUUCUUGGUUGCUGAUCGUGUAGUUGUUACUACCAAACAUAAUGCUGACAAACAGUACAUUUGGGAAUCAGAUGCUAACAGCUUCAGCAUUGUUGAAGAUCCACGUGGCGAUACACUCAAACGUGGCUCCAUCAUUUCUUUGCAUUUAAAGGAUGAGGCACAAGAUUUCCUUGAAGAAGACACUAUGCGCGAAUUGAUCCGCAAGUACUCGCAAUUUAUUAAUUUCCCAAUUUUAAUGUGGUCGAGCAAGACUGUUGAGGAAGAGGUCCCCAUUGAAGAAGAUGCCACAACUGAGAAACCAGAAAAGGCAGAGGAUGACGUAGAAGAUGGCGAAGAAGAUGCUAAAGUUGAGGAAGAAGCUGAAGACUCUGACAAGCCAAAGACAAAGAAAGUAUCCAAGACUAUCUGGGACUGGCAAUUGAUAAAUGACAGCAAACCAAUUUGGACCCGCAAGCCCGCCGAAGUCACUGAGGAAGAAUACACUGAGUUCUACAAAACACUUACCAAGGAUAGCACAGAACCAUUAACGCAUACACAUUUUGUUGCUGAAGGCGAGGUAACAUUCAAGAGCUUAUUGUUCAUUCCUAAAGUGCAGCCUUCCGAAUCAUUCAACCGUUAUGGAACUAACGCCGAUAAUAUCAAAUUGUACGUACGUCGUGUCUUCAUCACUGAUGAAUUCAACGACAUGAUGCCCAAUUAUUUGAGCUUCAUUCGCGGCGUUGUUGAUUCCGAUGAUCUGCCAUUGAAUGUUUCACGUGAAACACUGCAGCAGCAUAAACUCAUCAAGGUCAUCAAGAAAAAGUUGGUCCGCAAAGUGCUUGAUUUGAUUAAGAAAAUCGACAAAGAUAACUACACUAAAUUCUGGAAGGAAUACUCAACAAACAUCAAACUUGGAAUCAUGGAAGAUCCUAGCAACCGUUCCCGUCUCGCCAAGCUAUUGAGGUUCCAAUCGUCCAAUGGCAAAGGCGUCACUUCGUUGGCUGAGUACGUUGAACGCAUGAAACCAAAACAGGAGCACAUCUAUUUUAUUGCUGGUGCCAAUCGCGCCGAAGUGGAAAAAUCACCUUUCGUUGAACGCUUGCUAAGCAAAGGCUAUGAAGUUCUCUAUCUUGUCGAAGCUGUUGAUGAGUACUGUAUUUCUGCGCUGCCGGAAUUCGAUGGCAAGAAAUUCCAAAAUGUUGCCAAGGAAGGCUUCAAACUGAACGAAUCGGAAAAGAGCAAAUCCAAGUUCGAAGGUUUGAAAUCAGCAUUUGAACCGCUCGUAAAAUGGUUGAAUGACGUAGCGCUGAAGGAUAAAAUCCAAAAGGCACAAGUCUCUGAGCGUUUAAGCAACUCCCCUUGUGCACUGGUUGCUGGUAUGUUCGGCUGGACCGGAAAUAUGGAGCGUUUGGCUUUAUCUAAUGCUCAUCAAAAGUCAGAUGAUCCACAACGUAGCUACUACUUGAAUCAAAAGAAAACUUUGGAAAUCAAUCCACGCCAUCCUCUAAUUCGUGAACUUUUGCGCCGUGUUGAAGCUGACGAAGCCGAUGACACUGCUAAGGAUAUGGCUGUGAUGAUGUUCCGCACAGCAACCUUGCGCUCGGGUUACAUGCUGCAAGAAACUGCUGAUUUUGCAGACACAAUUGAAAAAAUGAUGCGCCAAUCAUUGGGAGUGCCGUUGGAAGAAGAAGUAGAAUUGGAUGAUGAUGAUGAUGAAGAUUCUACUGCCAAUGAGGAGGAUAACGAUGACUCAAGUGAAAAUACCAGUAACACGGCGGAGGAUGAUGAGGUGCACGACGAGCUCUAAGUUAGGGAAAUUUAGUUUUUAGAUAAAGCAUACCUAUUUACUAAGAAUGGCAGACUGAUUUCUUUUUAGUUUGACCGCUCAUUUCAUUUUGUUGGCAUUGUAAAAGAAUGUAAAGGCCGAUAGAUCCACAUAAUUUCCUUUAUACUAUAAAAUUGUAAAUGGUAUUAUUUAUUAAUGUGAUGGGGAAAAAUGUGUUCACGCUAAAAACGGCCACACACAUACGUAGAUCAUGUACUACCUCUGCCGUCUCAAAAACUUUGUUUCCAUUUAGAGGGCGUAUAUUGAAUGCAUGCAUUUACAAAGACACACCUAUCACGUGGGCGGAAUUAUAGAUUUAAAUAAGUUUCGUAAAAUAAUAGAAAUAUUUUCUAUUUGUAUUCAAUUAACAAAAAUUCAAAAUUUAAUCUACAAUAAAAUAUUUCAGAUAUAAAAACUGUUA
Anastrepha obliqua is the source of this 3038-nucleotide messenger RNA. It is a transcript of the gene Gp93, whose product is annotated as endoplasmin. Gene Ontology annotation, biological process: protein folding. Lineage: Eukaryota; Metazoa; Arthropoda; Insecta; Diptera; Tephritidae. The record is from RefSeq and is a predicted model, not a curated record. The transcript has 5 exons. Gene Ontology annotation, molecular function: ATP binding; ATP hydrolysis activity; ATP-dependent protein folding chaperone. The coding region runs from base 206 to 2599 and encodes 797 amino acids.